AGUUAAAAAACGUCUGUUUUGGUCUUAGAGGAAUUAAUCUCAGGUUCAGUUUCUCGGUGAUGAGGGUUCGGAGGUCUUGGUGGUGAGUUCGUGGUCCUCGUGCGGCGGUGGGAAAAAUGGCUUUGCGGUCUGCGCUGCUCUGGUUCCUGUUUGUUGUGAGCGCUCAUGUGACUGACGCUCAGUGGAGACCGAGGAGCCGGAUGAUCCUAACCGAUGCCUCUCACCACCAGCCGGUCCAGUGGGGAUUUAGUAGCGCCAGUCCUCAACCCAGUGCUGGCCCGGAGCCUGGUGACCGGGCCCCUGCCUUCCAGGUCCCCACUUUGGACGGGAAGUUUUCCUACGAGCCUGCAGAUGCCCUGAACGGGUCUGUGGUCAUUCACGCCUUCACCAACAAGUCCGGGUUUCUGGAAAGCCUUUGGAGCUCUGAGUCCUCUUUGAAGAGUCUGGUUGAAGGUCUGCCAGGUCGCACACAGUUGCUCUUCCUGUCGCUGGAUGACUCAGCGGUCAGUGAUGCUCUGUGGAUGCGGGAGCAGCUGCACCGGGCCGCGGCGGACAGUGCCAAGAAGGAGGUUCUGACCCGACUGCACUUCUCCCCAGUGCCGGUAUUCGCUUUAGGUAACUGGAUCCCCAAUGUUCUUUACUACUGGGGCUGCAUGGGACACAACUGUGGCCUCUCUCAGGCUGUUUUCACCUCUGAUGGGUGGAAAAUGCCAAUCGUUAUUAAGAGGCUGGAUGCCAGGUAUGAUUGGCUUAUGGGGCGCUGGAGCACCAAGACCUAUCAGCUGGUUGAUGCUGGAGAUGGCUGUGAACCCUCCCCAUCGUUAGGGGGCGCUGUGGCCUGGGUGUCUGAAGGGAACUGUUCUUUCUUUACAAAGGUUCACAGCAUGGCUAAGUCCAAUGCCUCUGGCGUCCUUGUGUACUCGCUCCCUGGAAAUCCCAUCCAGGAUAUGAACUGUGCUGGAGAUGAAUGUUACUUUCCUCUUGGUAUCCCGGCUGCCAUGGUCCAUCAGGAGGUUUCAGUCACCCAGGCGCUCUUGUCCGGACAGGCAGUCAACCUUUCCUUCCAGACCACCCCUUCCCCAAAUUUCUUCAUCGGUAUUGACCAACAGGGGGCGCUGGCUGAGAUGGGCUGGUUUCUCUACCCAUCAUUUAGCUUCGUUAACUGGCAGGCUCAAUGGUUUGAAUUCUCUGCUGGUCUGCAGAGCAAACUCCAAAGUCCUGCAAAAGUAAUCCCAGUGUUUGACCAAGUCACAAUGCAGGGAGACAAAGGAGCUGUUGCCACAGUCGAUCUGCCAUCAGAUUUAGGGAACUUUGAUAUGCUGGAGCUGGAUGCGUCGCUGUCAUGUCCUGGCAAGAGGGACUCGUCCUGCGCUCAGUGGGACCACACCGUCCAGCUGUACGUGUGCUGCGAUCAGCUGAGUCAGUACUGCAACACAGAGCUGGGACGGUGGAUCACUGCGUUCCGAAGAGGGACCGGACACUGGCUGACAGAUGUGUCCCCUCUCAUCCCGUUGCUGGACAGCAACAAAUGCACCUUCACGAUGAAGACGGUCCCCUGGGCCAUGCCUUGGGUUGUCUCCCUCAACCUUCGAUUUAGUGCUCGCAACCAGACAGGUGAAGGUUUAGAGAAUCUUCGUCCCUUCAAAGUGACGCCUCUUUACAGCGGGGGAACCUUCGACAAAGACUACAAUAAGAGAUACCAGCCGAUGAAAUUCGCCAUCCCUUCCUCCACGAAGAAGGUGGAGCUGUUUGCUGUCAUCACUGGGCACGGCAGCGACGAGAACGGCUGUGGGGAAUUCUGCGUCACCUCGCAUCAUUUCCUGAUAAACGCCAUCUAUAACAACAGUCAGAAAUUUGACUCCGCAGGAACAGCCCUCGGCUGCACAUUGAGGGUAAAGGAGGGCGCCGUACCAAAUGAGCACGGCACCUGGCUUUACGGGCGAGGAGGCUGGUGUGAUGGGCUGCAGGUCGACUCCUGGAGGAUCGACAUUACUAAACAGGUGAACAUGAGCGACUUUGAAUCCAACACCGUUGUCUAUUUUGGCUUGUUUAAUGGACAGGAUCCAAAUCCAUCUCAGCAGCCUGGAUAUAUCAUCAUGUCGUCUUUUCUCAUCUUUUACAAAUGAUUUUACUUGGAAAAUUUUUAUUUUUAUUAAUUUUGAUUAACUGUAACUCAGAAUGUGCAAUCACUGAAUAAAUCUCUUUUUUACUUUU
This is a messenger RNA of Cyprinodon tularosa, 2214 nucleotides long. RefSeq lists its product as uncharacterized. Bases 117 to 2126 code for a protein of 669 amino acids. The transcript is spliced from 12 exons. Lineage: Eukaryota; Metazoa; Chordata; Actinopteri; Cyprinodontiformes; Cyprinodontidae. The record is from RefSeq and is a predicted model, not a curated record. Gene Ontology annotation, molecular function: oxidoreductase activity, acting on paired donors, with incorporation or reduction of molecular oxygen, reduced ascorbate as one donor, and incorporation of one atom of oxygen.